AUGGAGUCCUCACCUAAAGGAAAAGGGAAGAUGAGAGCUAAUGUCACAGAGUUCUUCAUUGUCUGUGGUGGCAGCGACCCCGAAGAGGAUGUAUGGCAGUUCGCCGACUUCUUUGCUAUCCAACGUGAGUUCACGAACAACUUCGGCUUCAAAGGCACAGCAUGGAACAUGUUUCCGUACGAGGAAUAUUUUGCGAAAUACAGCACAGGAAAGCACAAAGACGAAGUUUGGUUUGGCCACGGGUCAACCGGUUUCAGAGUCGAUCCCACAUUCCGAUUCAGUAAAGGUGACAAGACUUCGUGGGAAGACUUUUCCAAGGACAAUGUUACCAACAUGGACAAGAAGAUACUGCAACACAUCAAUCAGCGAAAGCUCAAACCAGGCGAUCGGUUUAACUUCAUCUUCAUUGGACACGGUUGCCCCAAUGGCGAUUUCGAGGUUGGAAACCAGACACUGUCCCGUAAGGAUCUGGAGGAAUCCUUCGCGCGAUUCACUCUCGAUGUUCAGGUCAAUAUCAUCGUCGCGUCCUGCUGGUCCGGUCAGCUUGUGAACCAGAUGAGGAAGCUCGGAAGGAGACACCAGUACGUUCAGAGCUCGACGACAGCCGAUAAGCUGAGCUGGUCCUAUGGACGAAGAGUUCCCAGUGAUCCCUUACGAGGCUCACCCUUCAUUGCUUCAAUCGUCAAGUCCAUGGGAGAUUGGGAAGGAGCCAACGGAAAGGCUCCGAGAACCCUGGGUGAACACAUCGAGCACGUCCGUAAGCACGGCAUCUGGAUCCGGGAACCACACUCUAUUCCACAGGCAUACACCAACGUUGACCUGCAUGUGGCUGUGAUAACAACACUUUACUCUUCCUACGUUCGCCUGGAACCCAGCCUAGCCGGACCUAGCAAGCGCACUUUGGUUGUCAAUCCUGGAUAUCCAGCCCCUAGCUCAACCUUCGGACCACACUUCCAACAUGAUGCAGUACCAGCGGCUGCGAAAAAAGCUUACGAGAUCAUAAAGAAAGAGAUAGCCUUGGUGAAAUACAACUCAAACCCUGGACACCCCCGAGACAACGGGUUUGGGACUUUGAUGCAAGUUGCUAUUUCAAAUUCAAAGUCUAUGGAGGAACGGGUGCUCAAUAUACGCAUCAUGAUGGAUGCACUGAAGUGGCGUUUCCAGAUGCAAGAGCGAAUAAUCCAUGUCUGGCAGGAGCUCGAGAACUACGACAUCCUUUCUCCAGAGUGCAUCAUGAGGCGAAUGGAGCUAGAGAGGACCAUGUCAUCUCAGUCCGUCCGUGUCCUCUCCACUGCUCUUGAGUUCUUUGAAUACGCACAAGAUUUCGGCCGUGCAGGUCGUCGCAAAACCAAGGAGACCGAGUCGAUGAGAGGACAUUUCGGAGAGCCUCUGUAUUGGCUCGCAAUCUUGCUCAUGCGUGGCCGGACAGACAACAUACCGGGAGUCUUUGGCUGGUUGAAGUCGACUGGACUACUUGGUGGUAUAGCGGAAGACGCUCAAGUUCCCGUCAGCGACCUCGAGGGGAUUGGGAAUCAAGACCAGAGCCCAUACUUGUUGUGCCCAGAGAAAUCCGUGAAUGCCGACAUGAGCAACUGUCGCAUAGGCUUCAUCCUCCCACACGGUGAAGAGAUCAUGACCUGGGCAAGAAAGACGUCUUUGCGGUACGCAGCCCUCAGGAAUGCUUAUCUUGAGCUGAAUGGCCCAGGUACUUGGGACUUGGACAUGGGUUUCAUUGAAGAAUUGAAAGAACUGACUCAGUUCGUUCCUUCCGAGUAUGAGACUGUGCUGAAGAGUCAGGCAGAGGAGAUGCAGGACAUGAGUCUCAGAUAG
Alternaria arborescens is the source of this 1830-nucleotide messenger RNA. RefSeq lists its product as hypothetical. The transcript has a single exon. The record is from RefSeq and is a predicted model, not a curated record. Lineage: Eukaryota; Fungi; Ascomycota; Dothideomycetes; Pleosporales; Pleosporaceae. Bases 1 to 1830 code for a protein of 609 amino acids.